This is a messenger RNA of Vigna angularis (adzuki bean), 2050 nucleotides long. RefSeq lists its product as uncharacterized. Gene Ontology annotation, cellular component: plasmodesma; plasma membrane. The record is from RefSeq and is a predicted model, not a curated record. The transcript is spliced from 9 exons. NCBI's taxonomy places the organism in Eukaryota, Viridiplantae, Streptophyta, Magnoliopsida, Fabales, Fabaceae. Bases 212 to 1831 code for a protein of 539 amino acids.
GCGAAAUGCCGAAGAUCUCACCUCAAAAUAAACUAUCUUCAAAAAACUUCUUAUCAUCUCACACACCAACAACGCUGUCUCUCUCUGUUCUUCUCCCUCCCACACUCUUUCUCUGUGCCUCUCUCCAGAACCAGAAGAAGAAGCUCUGGGGAAACCGCAAGAAGAAAAAGAAAAAAAACCCACUUAUCUAACCAAAACCCACUAAACCAUUAUGCCAUGCUUCACACCACACCCUUCACUUCUCUUCCUUCUCACCCUUCUCCUACCUUUAUCGUUCUUCUCUCUCUCCGCCGCCGUUGAAACCUCUGAUUUCCAUUCCUUGCGUUAUCAAGAUGGAGUUGAGGGUGGUGGUUGGGGAGAGUUCCCGAAGGUGCUACCGUGGAAAACGAGGAGAUCGAUGGCUGAAGAUGCUCCGAGCAACACGUCUCUGAUAUUGGCUCAGAGAAGAACUACGAGGAAGGACCCUUUGGACAACUUUAACCGUUACACCGGUGGUUGGAAUAUCAGCAAUCGCCACUACAUUGCUUCAGUUAUUUUCACUGCGGUUCCCUUCUUUGUUGUUGCUGCGGUCUGGUUUGUGAUUUUUGGACUUAGUUUAUCCAUAAUCUGUUUGUGCUACUGCUGUUGUCCAAGAGAGCCUUACGGUUAUUCACGUCUGGCCUAUGCUUUAUCCUUGAUCUUCCUCAUCCUCUUCACCGUUGCAGCAAUAGUUGGAUGUGUCCUUCUUUACACCUCUCAGGGGAAGUUUCACGGGAGCACCAUAAACACUCUGGAAUAUGUGGUGAGUCAGGCAGACUUUACCGCUGAAAACCUCAGGAAUGUGUCAGAUUAUCUUGAUGCAGCUAAGAAGAUUGGAGUUGAUGCCGUUUUUUUGCCUGCUGAUGUUCAGAAGGAGAUUGACGAUAUUAAGACUAAGAUUAAUUCUUCUGCUGUAGAACUUUCCAGCAAGACUAAAGAUAAUUCAGAGACAAUUAGAGAUGUCAUAGAUGCAAUGAGACUGGCUCUGGUUAUUCUUGCUGCUGUUAUGCUCUUUCUUGCAUUUGUUGGAUUCUUAUUAUCAAUAUUUGGUCUGCAAGGUCUUGUGUACUUCUUGAUCCUCAUUGGUUGGAUUCUUGUUGCUGGCACAUUUAUACUUUGUGGUAUAUUUCUCUUUCUUCACAAUGUGGUUGAAGAUACAUGUGUUGCCAUGGAUGAGUGGGUGCAGAACCCCACUGCACAGACAGCCUUGGAUGAAAUUCUUCCGUGUGUAGAUAAUGCGACUGCCCAGGAAACCUUGACACGGACCAGGGAAGUGACUCAUCAGCUUGUUAAAUUAGUUGACAACGUAGUUUCCAAUGUCACGAACAGGAAUUUCCCACCUGCUGCUGGACCCUUGUAUUACAAUCAAUCAGGCCCCUUGAUGCCUCCUCUUUGUAAUCCAUUUAAUGCUGACCUCACUAAUCGGUCGUGUGCACCCGGGGAAGUUCCGUUGGACAAUGCUGCGGAGGUGUGGAAGAACUAUACCUGUGAGGUUUCUUCGUCAGGCAUUUGUCAGACGCCCGGUCGGAUGACGCCGACGAUUUACGGGCAAAUGGAAGCUGCAGUGAAUAUAAGCUACGGGUUGUAUCACUAUGGUCCAUUUUUGGUUGAUCUGCAAGACUGCACUUUUGUGCGGAAAACAUUCACAGACAUCAGCAACGAUCACUGUCCUGGCCUACAGACAAAUAGUGAAUUGAUUUAUAUUGGAUUGGUUUUGGUAUCUGCUGCCGUAAUGCUGUCUUUGAUCUUCUGGGUCAUCUAUGCAAGGGAGCGGCGGCACCGUGUUUAUACAAAACAGUUCAUUGACGGCUAAAUGUGUUGGACUUCACAUUAGGAACAUCAUCGUUUUUGUGUACAUUUGAGUUAUAGAUGUUUGCAUUUCCAGUUGAGUCUCUUUUUUCAUGUUAUGUAUGUAGAGUUCUUGAACUCACAAUUUACGUAUACUUUAGUAGAAGAGAUGUGUGAAAGUAGUAACUGUGUGUUUUGCUAUCAAUUCUUUUAUUUCAAAAUAAACCAUGUCAAUAUUUUUUUA